This is a messenger RNA of Drosophila sulfurigaster albostrigata, 924 nucleotides long. RefSeq names its product aquaporin-2. The transcript is spliced from 2 exons. Gene Ontology annotation, cellular component: plasma membrane. Gene Ontology annotation, biological process: transmembrane transport. Lineage: Eukaryota; Metazoa; Arthropoda; Insecta; Diptera; Drosophilidae. Bases 110 to 877 code for a protein of 255 amino acids. Gene Ontology annotation, molecular function: water channel activity. The record is from RefSeq and is a predicted model, not a curated record.
UCUGUAAAAAUCUCAGAAUAAACUCAAUUCAAUUCAAUUAUUCACAGCUCUACAGAAGUCGUUAACAUACUUACAUAUUUUCAAAGACUAUAAUUGUUUGCUAAAUUCAAUGUUGGACGCGUCAAAAAUGAAGCUCAACAAUAAUAUCAUGAUGCGUGGUUUGAGUGAAUUUUCGGCAACAGCCAUAUUAAUGAUCUUCAGCUGUAUUGGCUGCACGGCAAAUCAACAGGAUUACAAUCAUGGAAUUCUCAUUGCAAGUCUGAUCCAAGGAAUGGCCGUUGUGAUGAUUAUGCAUAUCUUUGGAUUUAUAUCUGGCGCUCAUGCAAAUCCGUGUGUCUCGAUUGCUUGCUGUUUGCUCGGUCAUAUUGGAUCUCAUAUGAUGAUGUUCUAUGUGGCCAGUCAGCUUGCAGGCGCUGCAUUUGGCUAUUUUCUAUUACAUCAAAUGGUACCCCAGGUCACGAUUAUGUCCAGCAAACUUGGCAACUGUAUAGUGGAACCCAUGGAAGGUCUUUCCUAUGUACAGAUUUUGAGCAUUGAGGGCUUUCUUGCAGCAGUGAUGACCUUUGCUUGGUGUGCUCUGUGGGAUGUGCGCAGUGGACGUUUUCUAGACUCGGUUACCUUGCGCAUUGGAUGCUUGAUCACAGCAUGUCAUUUAGUAGGAGCACAGCUGACUGGGGCAACAAUGAAUCCAGCCAAGCUGCUCAUUCCAACGCUCUACAAUGGAAACCCGGAAACUGUGCUAAUGCAAUUGUCUGGCCAGUUGGUGGCUUGCAUCAUUGUGCCUCAAAUCUGGCACUUUGUCUUUAGCCAACGCUAUCGACCUCUGCGCGUGGAGAACAGCGAGAGGCCUUCGCCUGACCUAUAUUUAACUCCAUAAUUAUUAAGACUAUAACUGCUAAUAUAAAUACCAUAUUUACUCAUGAA